Fusarium mangiferae is the source of this 2964-nucleotide messenger RNA. RefSeq lists its product as uncharacterized. The record is from RefSeq and is a predicted model, not a curated record. The transcript is spliced from 6 exons. The coding region runs from base 1 to 2964 and encodes 987 amino acids. Gene Ontology annotation, cellular component: membrane. Gene Ontology annotation, biological process: arachidonate metabolic process. NCBI's taxonomy places the organism in Eukaryota, Fungi, Ascomycota, Sordariomycetes, Hypocreales, Nectriaceae.
AUGACUAUUUCCUGGGAAUUGAAACACAUGGGAAUCAUGGAUUCUUGUCGCCACUCGUGUUGGCUCAAGCCAUGGAGCAGUGCCGAUGAAGUAGGAUUGGAAGUCACGGACCGACCUCAGCGCCUACUGAGAGAGUUCGAGAAUCCUCAUACAGAGAACGCUGGCCUCCUGGUAUUGAUAGGUAAUGAAUCGAAGCAAUCAGCUUUCCGAAAACUAAGCUUUCAGACUGAGCGGGUACGUGGAAGAAUUGGUGGGGAGAUUCAUCUACUUGCAUCUUCUUUUCGAGACGGUCGCCGUAAACGCAUUAUGGUGGCUGAUACAGAUGUUCCGCAUUUCUUACCUGGUAUGACUUCUUCUAGUGGCAAUGCUUGCCAUGAAGUCAGCUCUUAUACAGCUCCGAAGCAGUCCAUUCCUGCUGAACCGUUUAGCUUUGACAGCCUAUUACACAAGUCUCUGUUCCCAUGCGCCGAUGUGAUAUGUAUUUUUGUCGAUGAUUUAGGAGGAUUCAAAUCCUCUCUAGAACAUUUGGCUUCCUGGCUAAAGAGGGGACCAUCGUCAGUAAGCAAAGUGCAGCCACGGGUCCUCUUUAUAGUAAAACAAGAAGAGAAGCACCAGCACCAGCUGGAUCUCCAAAACUUCCUACGAGGAAGUCGACGUAGAGAAGCAGACAUUUGUUUCAGCAAUCUCACGGUAGUCGGAGUUUCAAAGGCGAAUAAGAAAAGAGGAAGGAGACGCACGCAGACACGACGAUGGCAAAUGCUCGGAUUUGCCAUCGCAAAGGCGCUGGAAUCUGGGAGGCAGUCCCGUCGACGAUCCAAUUCUUUGUUUACUGUCUAUCAUCUUGCAUAUUUCCUGCAAUAUGCUGCCAGUAGAGCGUUACAUAUUCCUCUAGAACCAUUCAGCUUUAUACAGGUCUCUAGGCUCAAUCAAAAGGUGGCCCCAGAUUUGAGUGACCAUAUCCUUGAAUUCUUGGAUAAGUUUCGGUCACUCGCCGCCUUGCAUCGGAUUGCUAUUCACUUGAUUGCGUCUAGUCUGCUUCUCGAUCACUAUAAGCUCGGAAUGCACUUAUUUGAUUCUCAUCAAGUCUUCAAUGAGUUAUAUGAGGCUGCCUGUAUUCGAGCAAGCUCCCAGUUUGAGCCAAGAUUUAUGAGACUUAUGCCGCCUUUGGAGCUUGUAAGGCUGAUAUCAUGUAGUAUGUUUACACAGUUCGCACAAUUCCAGGCAAUUGGGUCGACUGUCGAUUGGCAUCGAAGGCAGCUGGCGCAAAAUAACGACACCCUGGGUAAGAUACGAUCAAACCGUACAUGCCUCAGUUGUAUUCGGAGACGACCGCAGUUUGGAUUGUCAUGCGGGCAUUUGAUUUGCCGAUAUUGUGUCAAAACUUUCUAUGCUCCAAGUAGGACUGACCCCUUCGAAUACCGCCCAGAGUCAUGCCUCCUUUGUGGCCAGUGUACCUUAGGGACUUUGAUCCGCUUGACGCCGGAAACAUGCCGGCUCCACGUACUAAGUAUUGACGGGGGGGGGAUACGCGGCUCAGCUCCAAUUGAAUUCAUUAAGGCGAUACAGGAUGGGGUUGGUAUACCUUACUAUAACGUGCAGCGCAGUUUUGACGUGAAAGUCGGCACCAGUUCGGGAGCAUUGAUUGUUGUAUGCCUCGGCGUUUUAGGAUGGAACGUGGACGAUUGUAUGUUGUAUUUGAAGCAGUUUGCUGAACAAUCAUUUGCCAAUCGCCAAUCCAGACUAGCACAGUUGUUUUCGAGCUUACCAUUUGUCUCAAGGAUCUUUGGUGUCUUUCAAUUCAUUCACGCCUUAUUAUCUGACAGCAAGUAUGCCGCUGAUGGUAUCGAAAAGUCACUUCUCGAUACUUACGGCUGUGACCGAACCUUGACGGGCACGUCUGCGGCUGCCGGGCUAGGAGGGUAUGUUGGAGUGACACUGACAAGAGCUAGUGAUGGUAGCGUUUUCCUUGCAACAAACUAUAAUCAUGUCGGCGAUGUGUAUUCGAGUACUGAUUAUUGUCACCUUGAAUCAUAUGAUGGCCAGAAUGAAGUCAAGUGGUGGGAAGUUUUACGAUGUGCAACAGCGGCACCGUUCUACUUUAAACCGAAGUGUCUCGGUAAUCAUGGAGCGUUCCAAGACGGUGGCGUUGCAGUCAACAAUCCCGUCUGCAUUGCUGUACAUGAAGCGAUUUCGCUCACUCCAGAUAUGGCCGAGCCCAGCAUCGUAGUUUCCUUGGGCACAGGUUCUGCGUCUGACACAGACGUUGAAUCAUCAAGCAUAUUUUCUAAUACCUUCCUGCCCAGGCUCUGGAGGGGUCUCUGGAGGCAAGCGAGUUCAAGAACCGCUUGGGACCAUUUCUUGAGCCAUCAGAGCCCCGAGAGCAAAACAAAAACCUUCCGUUUCGAUGUCAACUAUAUGGAAAAGGAACCGCAAUUGGAUCAGGUUAGCGGUAUUGGUUAUGUGCAACAGGCUGCUUGUAGCGCAGUGGUAAAAUCCCCAGAGAUUCGUCAAUUAUCUUGUUUAUUGCGAGCAAGGCUUUUCUUUUUUGAAUUGAACGAGCAAGAGCCGCCAUACUUCGCUCGUGGGGCCUACCAAUGUUCGGGUCGGAUUAUGUGUCUGCUCAGAGCUCAGACGCCUGAGUACGAAGCAUUCAUGCACCAACUUUGCACAAAAGCAGCCUUUUUUCAGUUAGGUACUCAGAGCCUCGAAGUAUCGUAUGAAGACAUCUCGAGAGAUUUAUGUUACGAUGUCAAGUUUGCUGCGCCAAGUCUCAGGAGUAAUAUCCGGAUCACAUUGAACGAGACAGCAGGUGAAGAGCUCGACAUAAAUGGCUCACCAUACCCACUAGAUUGGCUGAUUAAGAGACAAUGCCUUGACGCCAGCUUUGGCACCUCAGACCAUCGGCUUAGAAAUACUUCCAUGAUUUAUGUCCCCAAAGCUAAUAAUUUUGAUUAUCAAAAAUGA